GGUAAUUUGGACGCUUCCAACUGGUUGACUGCACCGCGGAGAGAAGUCGCAGAGUGGCGUGGCGCUGUUUCCCCAGACCGGCCAAACAAGUCGGUUGCUUGGCAACAGCAUAGCUGAGGUAGCUGUUGUUUCAAGAUGGCGGCCGGGACUUGAAAGUAUUGGCGGGCUCAGAAGAUGCAGGCUCAUUGUCAUCGUUUGUAAUGUUUACGCUAGGUUCAAGUUGAUUUCUAGCUGCGAAGACACGGCAACAUUUUAGAGAUAACUCCGGAGCAACAAAGGGCUACGACAAUGCUGUCUGUUGAUAAAAACUUCUCUCGGCUGGGAGGUGCUUCCACGGAAAGCUUUGCAAAAGACACACCAAGGACAAAGCAGCGAAAAGAAAUUCGGCAAAGGAGAUUGGCAUACUUUGAAAGAAAGCAAGAGGAAGAGAAUGCUCCAUGCAGAAAUGUCUCAGCUCAGAUGCCUACUGUACAUAGAACACACUCACAGGACAAAGGAGAAACCUUAGAUGCAAGGAAAAGCAGAGAACAAGACAGAGAUACAAACUCUAAAUCUUUAAAUUCAACACAACAAAUGAAGAAGCCAGAAACUUUGGGCAGACGAAAAAAUGAAGGAUCUAAUGAAUUGUUAAGAAAGGACAAGUUUGAUGUUACAACUUUACCCAACAGAAGUUUACCUCUGGAACGGUAUCAGAAUCCAUCAACAUAUAUUGACAAAGCACUGUAUUCUAAUCAAUCUGGAAAUGGAAAGAUUGCUGUACCAGAUAGGAAACAAAAUCCUGAAGCAUAUUGGGUCGACUUGGAUACAGAUACCACAAUUCCCAAGAAAGGGUCACAAAGACAAAGUGCAAAGGAACUUUUACUGUCCAAAAAAGGUCUACAGAAGAAAGCGUAUCGUGGAGAUAUGGAUCGGACUGAUAACAACAACAUCUUGUAUACAGGUCGAUAUGAAACUAAACCUAGGAAGAACAUAAUACCAGCUUAUGAAGAUAACAGAGGUGAUGAGACCUACAGGGUUGAACAUGAAGGAAACAUCAGGAAACGACAAGUGAACUCAACAUUUGAAGGCGACAGAGACUUAGUUUUAAAGGCAGAGAAGUCAAACAGCUGCAAUACAAACAAUGAGAUGAAGCAAAAUGGCGCUUAUUUCCAGAGCUCUCAAAUAAAGUCAUCACCACAAAUGGACACACCCUAUGGGGUCUUGGUUGAGGGGAGUAAUGGAAAAGUUAAAAGUUCCACUUCAAAUGUAAGACAAAAGUUAGAGGGUUCUAGGAUUGGUUCUGGUGACCAGGUUGAGGAUGAUCUACUCUUAGACAUUUGGGGGUUGAAAGAAUCUGACUUGUCAGGGAAACUUGACCUUGGGCGCUUCCUGUGGAACCCUAAAGAUGCCAGCGGAUUGAAAUCCUCAGGAAAAAAGCAGGUAGAUGAUCCGACAGAACUGGCUACUGAAGUGGCAGAGGAAAGUGAACCAAUAGGACACAAGCUGUUUGUAAGUGUGGAACACGGAGUACAAUCAAAAAGCGGCAACACAUACGUGCCUCACACGUCAGACCUUUUUGACUCUUCUCAGACAGAAUCCCAGGUUGAGGAACUUGGGCUGAAAACCCACAGACCAAGUGCCAGACCUAUUUCACCAUUAAAAGUUACCACCGUCUUCAACAAAUAUGCAGGAAAGGAAGAACGACAGUUGGAUCCUGAGGGAAAUUACUUGGAAUUGGAAAAUGUUAUGAACAAAGGUGAACAGACAAGAGAAAAUGCAGAAGCAAGAGGUGAAAGACCGUGGGAUCUAGGUCGCAAAAUAUCGUUUGAAGAAAAGAGGUCACCAAUGAGCAGAGGAGUAAGGACAGCAACUUCUCCACCGCCCGGAAGGAAAGAGUCGACAAGAGACUUCAUCCGCCGCUCCUGGGAUAAGAAUGACUUUCAGAGACACAGUCCACCGCCGCAUGUGCAUCAGCGGAAGCACAGCUCACAUUCCAAGACGUCCAGCUCCCCUGAAAGACAUCUGGAAGCUGUGAGGUUCUAUGUGGAACAGAAGCUGAGAAAAAGCAUUGAUGAGGAGCAGGUUGCCAGGGAAGGGUCCGUGACUGGAGAAGAACAGAGUCGUACAGAUUUUGUUGCUCGGUGGGUUCAGUCAGUAAAUAACUCUGCCCUCCCACAAACAGACUCUCCACGGCUUGGGGAGUCAAAGGAAAAAAGUACUGCGAGAGAAGUGGGAAAAGAAGACCCAGAACUUAGCCCUGUUUCCAGAACACUCAAAAAUCUUGGAGUUGGUCAUGUCAAAUUUGGAAUUAAAAAUCCAACUGUUGGACAUAAAGAAGCUACAAAGAUAGACACAAGAAGCAGUGCUGCCAUUGAAGAAGAUGAAACCCACUCUAAGGAGCUCAUGUCACCACUUCUAAGCCCAGUCUCAAGAACAUUAAGGAAACUUGGGUUCGGAUACCUCAAGGGACCACAAGAAGGACCAACAAAGAGACUGCUGGUAAAAAUUUGUCCAAAGUGUUCAGAGGACAAUGACUUUGAUGCUGCCUGGUGCACAGAAUGUGGAUCUGCCUUGGUUGGCGUAGCAGACUCAUCACCUACCAACCAUUGCCUUGGUGAUGUAACCACACCUAGCAACAACACACCUGGGAUCAAAGACCUCCAGGUCAAUGACCUAGAAAACAAUGAAAGAUACAAACUCUUUCAGGGUGGGUCAAAUCAAGUACCAAGUAAGGGACAUGGUGGUAAUAAAUUUACCGUAGUUCCUAACAGUAUCCAUGGUACAUUCAAAAGUGGUCUGAGCCAUACUUCCCAUGGUCAUAGUGAUUACACAAAAUCUGCAGACAGCUUUUAUGCAAGCCACAAGGAGGCUAGAGAUGCAGCAUUAGACAGGCAUCUCACAGGAAAUCUACCUACAAGUUCUAGUGGCAAGAUUAAUCCAGCUUUUACCACAGAUCCCACCCUUCCCUCUGAUGAUCUGAAUGAUUUUUUUGGCCAGUGUCCAACUGUACCAAGCUACAGGUCGCAUGAAAAGUAUCCGCUCCUAAGCCAGCCAACACAAUUAGACACAGACACUAGUAUUUCUAAGUGGGACUGGCAAGGUAGCCCACCUAAACGUGAUGAACACACCUCAAAAGACAUCACAGCUCUAAAGAGGACAACUGUUACACAGGACUAUACUGCAGGUACUGAAGAUAAUGCAGUGCAAGAUCUUCGGCGAAUCCAAAGCAGUGACAAGAUCAUAUUUGAAAGAUCAAGGUCUAUUCCUGAGCAUAGUGGAUUUGCAGAAGUAGACACUAAGAUGUUGUCAUCACACCACAAGCAGUUUCCAAGCAGAGAAGAGCUACGGUUGACUCUGGACAGUGACUCAAGCGAUGAGGACAAGCAAAAAGAAAAGAGAGAGCCUGUUUGGAACACAAAUGGUUCUAAUGAUGUGAUGAAAUCAAGAAAUGUUGAUGCUAGAGACAACAUGGUUGUUGAAAAUGAGCUGCAAGAGUCUCAGGCUUUUGGUGGAGUUGAAGCAUGGAACAAGCAUCCAUAUAGAAUAAAAGAAAGACAUGAAGUGACAAAACCAGGUGAAAGUACACCACCACUACUACAGCAAAGCAAAGAACCUCAGGUUAGAAAAGGGAAACAGAAAUCCCAGGACGCCAGCCAAGGGGCAUCUUACAUCACACAAGGUUACAAAAGACAUUGGCAAAGGUCAAGUAUUGCAUGGGAUUCAUACAACCCUGGUGAACUAAAGACAAGGUCAAGUGUCGUCAAAAGUGGAGAGAAGAGAAAGGUAGCUGGGGCAAAGCAAAGGUCUGUAGGUUUUGACUUGAGUACUGAGUCAGCCAGCAGUGCUAGUGGUGACAGCAAACCAUCUAGGAGACGACCUGCCAGUGCAGGUCAGAGGUCAACAGGAGCACAAGGGUCAAGUUCUGGUGAAAGGUCAGUAAACGUGUCUGGAGGUCAGAGGCCAUGGUCAGCUUCAAGGUCAUCCACAGUGGUCAGGGAAGAGGACUUCCUUUCCAUUCACAGAGCAAGCUUCUCUCAGGGAAAAGGUGCUGGCUCCAAACCAAUGAUGAACUACCAUCUGGAUAAUCAGACAUAUGCUAAGAUUCUGACAAUGACUCCCCGUGGAGACAGCGAUGAGUCGCCAUGGUUGUUCCUCCCAGACGAGCUGCUGCUGUACAUCCUGUCCUUCCUGUCCCAGCCUGACCUGGCCAGGGUGGCCUCCUCAUGUCAGCACUUCUACAGGGUAGCCAUGGACGAAUCUCUGUGGAGAAACAUCACCCUGACCAAGAGGAGUGACUUGAGUGAUGAGAUGCUGUGUUAUAUUGGGCAGCACAGUCCACAAAUCCUGAGGCUUCUGCAGUGUACAGGUAGCACAGUCACAGAGCGGGGGCUCAGGGACCUCUUCAAAGGGUGUAAGGACUCACUAAAGGAGCUGAAUUUCAGUGGCUGUAAUGGAGGUGCUCUAACUGGAGACCUGGUGUUACUCCAUGCCUCGUCACGAUGUCAUAACAUCACGUCUCUCGACGCCAGCUGGAGUAAUGCUACUAACAAUGGAGCUAUGGCUGUAGCAGACAUCAGCAAAAGACUGGAGGUCCUGUGUGUGAAUGGUUGUCAGAGCAUCACAGAUGAGGCCCUGAACUAUGUAGUGAACAGACAUGGCAGUACUCUCCAGGUGCUGGAGGUCUUCGGAUGCUUCAACAUCAAGCAGCAAUGCCUGCUGGGUAUGGCUCAGAACUGCCCCAACCUCAGGGUCCUCAACAUGGGGCAGUGUUACAAGGUGACUGACAAACUGAUCAGACAGAUGGCCAGUAAGCUGAAAAGUCUGGAGGUUUGGGACCUGAGAGGAUGCAAACAGGUUCAAGAUGAGUCGGUUCACCAGAUAGUCCGUUGCUGCAGUGGACUACAGACGGUCACCCUGGCUAACUGCCCUCUGGUGACAGAUGUGGCACUGGUGGAGAUUGCUACGUAUCUUCCCAACGUACGGUGUGUUGAUGUGAGUGGAUGCAGAAAUGUGACAGACUCCGGAGUUCGGGCAUUUGCCAAUAACAGCAAACAGUUGACAUAUAUAGACCUGAGCUCAACAGCCAUCACAACCAAAAGUGUGACCCUACUGGGCAGCUACUGUAGCAGAACCCUGGAGACUGUGAAACUCAGCUUCUGUGACAUCACAGAGUCUGCUGUAGUUAAACUGGUAAAGAACUGUCCAAGACUUCACACCCUCCAUGUGAUUGGGUGUAAAAGGAUCAGAAAUGACGGUGCAAUCAAGGUGGCAAACAGCAAGGUGGCCGUGGAGCUGGGGAGAAAGUAACACGGGAGCAUACAUUCCUGACUGCAAGAAAGAAAGUGAUAAAGAAAUUGAAAGUGAUGUUGAUCCCAUUUAGCUCACUAAAGAGCUUCUCUUCCAUCAGCUAUGACAGAAAAAGGUAGACAUCAUUUACCGGUUUAUCAUGUGGAGAAAUUUCCAGCAGCUCUUUUUGACAAUGAAAAGCAUCCCACAGCUUAGCAUCCUAUCCUAGAAACUACCACCCUUUCUAGAAGUGUGCAUGUUGGGUCAGCAACAACAGCCGGGACUAGAACUCCCAACCUUUUGAUCCAGAGGCAGGACUAUCUCUGGACUAGAUAUGCUACCUUUAAAGUGCAAGAAAGCUGUUUUAACCUUCCUCUUACUAAGGUAGCUGAGGUAGCCAAAUUUGUCUUGGUGAUGGGAUGAGGCAGCAUGGAGAAGGUUAAAGCACAUACUGUUACAUGCCCAGAAUUUAAUGACAUGACAAGCAUAUAUUUGGUAACUGGUAAAACAACUACUGGUUUGUAUAUAUUAGCAAUAUUUUUGUACAAUUUUUAAAUGCCAUACAUGAUACUGUAGAACUGUAUGAAAUCAUGGCAUUGUGAAAUAUGGAAAAUACAUUGAUGUGGAAAAUUUUGACAUGAAUUUGCUGAUGUAGAAGAGUGUAUAAUCAUGAAAGGUACCAGUAGACAUGUUUAUGGAAAACUUUGCAAAACACAAUCAUUGAUGAGUAGAGGAUAUAUAAGAUAAUUUAUUCCCAUAUUUUUGUCUGGAAAUUUUCAUUUACAUACGUCAGCAAUUGGUAUAUUUUAAACAUAAGAAUCCGAAUAAAGAAUUUCAAAAAUACAUAGUAUAUCUAGUCCUACCAAUGGUCAGCUUUACAAUGAAUUUAUAUUGUAAUUGGGGAAUACUCAUCAUGCAGGCUUUAAAAUAGCAAUACAUUGUAUAUCCUAAAAGCCACAGAUAUCUUAUAUGUAACAACAGUUUUACAUGCUGAACAUACGUGUAGCUCUCAAAGCAUAGGUGAUGUGCAAUACAAUAUUCUUAAAAGUGCAGCUAAUUGUAUUCAUUUCAUGAUCAUAAUGUUUGGGUGACUUUAACCCCAAAAUGAUGAGAAGUUUUCUUAACUCAAUUUGUGUGUUUUAUAUUUUUGUUUUACCAGUGU
This is a messenger RNA of Branchiostoma floridae (Florida lancelet), 6427 nucleotides long. Its product is annotated as F-box/LRR-repeat protein 20-like. Bases 289 to 5286 code for a protein of 1665 amino acids. Gene Ontology annotation, cellular component: SCF ubiquitin ligase complex. Lineage: Eukaryota; Metazoa; Chordata; Leptocardii; Amphioxiformes; Branchiostomatidae. The transcript is spliced from 13 exons. The record is from RefSeq and is a predicted model, not a curated record. Gene Ontology annotation, biological process: SCF-dependent proteasomal ubiquitin-dependent protein catabolic process. Gene Ontology annotation, molecular function: protein binding.